Molecule: messenger RNA, 1234 nt
Organism: Medioppia subpectinata
Lineage: Eukaryota; Metazoa; Arthropoda; Arachnida; Sarcoptiformes; Oppiidae
Source: the annotation of a GenBank genome assembly
AUGAUGGAUAUAACACUUUUUCGGCCAGACAAUACUAUGAGCUACAGAAUAACUCGUGAAGAAUACAAAAUAGAAAGAUAUGAAAGAUUGCAACACUUAGGAACCGGUGGUUUUGGUGAAGUAUUUACAGUUAAGGCUAAACACAAUGGAAAGAUACAUGCGAUUAAAAAAUGUCAAUUAAAUAUUUUGACUGCAAAAGAGAAACAAAGUAUUAUGAAUGAAUCGCAUAACUUAAUAAAAUUGCGCUCAGAAUAUGUAAUUAAAUUUUAUUAUUCAUGGAUUCAAAACAACUGUUUAUACAUUCUUAUGGAUUGUUUGGCCGGAAAUUUAUCAGAUGUUAUAAAGGCUAAGAAAAAAUUAUUUGGGAGAAUAAUGACAGAAUUUGAAUAUUAUAUAUCAUUUAAUAUAUUUAAACAAUUGGUCGAAAGCGUGAAGUAUUUGCACAAUAAAAAUGUGAUUCACAGAGACCUCAAACCCGAUAAUGUGUUGAUUGACAACGAAAACAACUACAGAUAUAUAAAGUUAUGUGACUUUGGUUUGUCUAAAUCUGUAGAUGUAUUGAUUUAUCGUUACCGACAAAGUAGUGCUAAACACACCGCAGAUGUCGUUCAAUAUAUGGCACCCGAAGGACAGACCACUGAAUACAACCAUUUAAUAGAUGUCUAUAGUCUGGCACUCAUUGGAGCGAAAAUAUUUGGUUUCGAUUCCGAGGAUAUCAGAGACGGAGUGUUGAAUUUCGACUUUCAUACUAUUAAUAACUUUAUUUUAAGAAGAAAUUUGUCAGAAAUAUACCAAUUAUUACUAUCAAUGAGUGUUAGUAUAGAGUAUAGAAAGAUUGAUUGGAAACUAAGACCCGAAUGUGAAAUAUUGUUGAAGUUGUAAAUUCCUACAAAAAGCAGCUUGACCAAUUUGAUGAUUCAAUCUAUUUAAAUAAGCUUGUAAAAAUAGAAAAUAAUAUAAACAAUAACUUUUAUUAUAUAACCAAAUGCAGACGACAAAAUGAUCACAACAAAACCAAAGAAAUUAUAACAAAUAUUAGAAAAAUUGAUGCAUUAAAACAUAAAUAUUUGCUACAAAUUAAUAACUCUUGGAUUGAAAACAAUGAGAUUUACAUUGAAAUGGAGUUUUGUUCGCAAACUCUAUGGGAUGUCAUAAAUGCAAAACACGUGAUAUUUGGGACACAAACCCAUCACUCGUUGGCAAUCAUUUCAAUUGAUUUCCUUAUUUCACAGCA